Molecule: messenger RNA, 558 nt
Organism: Lathyrus oleraceus (garden pea)
Lineage: Eukaryota; Viridiplantae; Streptophyta; Magnoliopsida; Fabales; Fabaceae
Exons: 1
Coding region: 1-558 (185 amino acids)
Source: RefSeq, a predicted model, not a curated record
AUGGAUAAUGUUAUGGCUCAAGCUACUCAAACUUUGUUAGGUUUCCAUAAUGGUAGAGCUGAUGAAUUCUGUGAAAUAGGGAAGUUUCAGAAAAAUAAUCCACCUACAUUCAAGGGAAUAUAUGAUCCUGAAGGUGCUUAUAUUUCGAUUCAAAAGAUUGAUAAAUUUUUUAGAGUUAUUGCAUGUACUGAUGAACAUAAGGUAUUCUUGAGAACCCAUAUGCUAUAUAAAGAGGAUAAAUAUUGGUUGGAUAAUGCUCACCAAAUAUUGGAGGAAACAUGUACUAUUAUUACUUUGGAGAAUUUAAAGAAAGACUUCUUAGAGAAGUAUUUCUUGGCAGAUGUUUGUAACCAUAAGGAGUUUGAGUUCUUGGAGCUGAAGCAAGGUAACAUGAUUAUGACUGACUAUGCAACCAAAUUUGAAAAACUAUCUAGGUUUUGUCCCCUCUACAAUGGUGAUGGUUCUGAAGGUUCCAAGUGUGUAACAUUUGAAAGUGGUAUGUGUCUUGAGAUCAAGCAGUUUAUUGGUUAUCAAGAGAUUAUCCAUUUUCAGUGCUAG